Solanum stenotomum is the source of this 591-nucleotide messenger RNA. RefSeq lists its product as uncharacterized. The transcript has a single exon. The annotation marks the transcript as partial. The record is from RefSeq and is a predicted model, not a curated record. Lineage: Eukaryota; Viridiplantae; Streptophyta; Magnoliopsida; Solanales; Solanaceae.
UAAUAAUAUAUAAAUUAAUGCAGCUACACUUUUUUUUUCCGAUUUUUAUUUGCCUUUGCCACCACUAUCCCCACAAUCUCAUUUCAUUCCUCUCUCAUCUUCCUUACACUUUUUCCUUUUCCAACCUCUUCCUACCUUUUCCAUUCAACAAAAAUCGCCGUCAUGCCUGAAAAAGAGUGGAUUCAAUCGGCAAUCAUGGAUGACUCUGUCGUUGCUGAAUUACUUUUGCGUCUCAGCCAUGCCAAUCCAUUUCCAUCUCCGAUUCCGGCUCCGUUUCCGGCAAAGUCGAAGAGGGCAGGUUCACCGCUUGAGUGGUCUGUGCGUCGGAGCAGGUCUAAACCAGUUUCUGUUAAUGCUAAGAAGGCGGCUCCACGUGCUAGUCCUACUACUCCUUUGUCAUGGAGUGGCGCCACAUCUGUUAGUUGUGGAGGUGGUAGUGGUGGCGCCGUUGAUGGUGGCUGUGAAGAGUCUAGCGGAUCUCCUCAUCCGCUAUACAAAACUCCAAGCAGCACGAGAUCUAAGGUUUGGAUGUUUGUUCCUCUUCUUCUUCUUCUCUCUCUCUCACUCGAUGUGCGUGCUUUUCGUGUACGA